Sinocyclocheilus grahami is the source of this 676-nucleotide messenger RNA. Its product is annotated as myosin-7B-like. The transcript is spliced from 5 exons. Gene Ontology annotation, biological process: actin filament organization. The record is from RefSeq and is a predicted model, not a curated record. Gene Ontology annotation, cellular component: actin cytoskeleton; myosin complex; cytoplasm. The coding region runs from base 45 to 581 and encodes 178 amino acids. Gene Ontology annotation, molecular function: actin filament binding; ATP binding; microfilament motor activity. Lineage: Eukaryota; Metazoa; Chordata; Actinopteri; Cypriniformes; Cyprinidae.
AGUUUUGCCUUCAGCAAGUAAGCUUGAGCGGUGGAUUUAUCAUCAUGUCCAGAUGGUUGGAUAUGAAAGACUUUGGAGAAGCUGCUCUGUUUCUGCGCAAAUCCGACCUGGAGCUGCUGGCAGCGCAAACUGUGGCGUUUGAUGGAAAGAAACGCGCUUGGAUACCGGAUGAAAAGGACGCGUACAUUGAGGUGGAAAUCAGGGAGAUUGAUGGUGACAAAGUCAUGGUUGAGACCAAGGACGGGAAGUGUUUAACUGUGAAGGAGGAUGACAUUCAACAGAUGAACCCUCCGAAGUUUGACAUGAUAGAGGACAUGGCCAUGCUCACACACCUGAAUGAAGCUUCGGUGCUCUAUAAUCUACGGAGGCGCUACAGCAGUUGGAUGAUCUAUACAUAUUCUGGGCUCUUCUGUGUGACUGUGAACCCAUAUAAAUGGCUUCCCGUCUACACGGCCCCUGUAGUGGCUGCCUACAAAGGCAAACGCCGCUCCAAGGCUCCACCUCACAUCUAUUCCAUCGUUGACAAUGCCUACAAUGAAAUGUUGCGCAAUCGUGAGAAUCAGUCCAUGCUAAUCACGUAAGUUUUGACAUACCUGUACACAUUCUGUAUUAGAGCGAGACCAGAGAUUAUUUUACUAUAGGGAGAUGAGAGGGUCUGUAUUACUUACUAUUGGAG